CUUACCCGGAGUCCUCACUUCCGGCAGCGCCAGAUAAGUCCCAGAACUGCGGGGAGACUUAACUGAGGAUUGGGGUAGUUGUUUAUGUUUGUUUGUUUUUCUGAUUGAAGCGCCCCCUCCGGCUAGUAACCCUUCUCUCUCUUCUGGGUCAGUUUAAGAAUGGUCCGUAGUGGCAAAAAUAGUGGUCUUCAUUUAAAGCAGAUUGCGUAUUACAAGCGAACAGGUGAAUAUCAUCCAACUACAUUGCCAAGUGAGAGAAGUGGAAUAAGGAGAGCAGCAAAAAAAUUUGAAUUCAAAGAGAAAAAGCUAUUCUAUAUUGGAAAGGACAAAAAACAAAAUCGUUUAGUAAUUAUCUCAGAAGAAGAGAAGAACAAAGUCCUAAGAGAAUGCCAUGAAAACAACACUGGAGCUCAUCACGGCAUAUCCAGAACCCUUACUCUAGUAGAAUCUGGUUACUAUUGGACAUCUGUGACCAAUGAUGUCAAACAGUGGGUAUAUUCUUGUCAGCAUUGUCAAGUGGCAAAAAACUCAACUGUCUUAACACGCAGAUAUCAGCCUCUUAAAGUGGAAGAACCAUGGAGUGUUGUUACUGUAGAUUUGAUGGGACCUUUUCUUUCUAGCACCAGAAGCCAUAUGUACGCCAUAAUUAUUACCGAUUUGUUCACAAAAUGGAUUGUGAUUUUGCCUCUCCGUGAUGUUUCUGCAUCUGAAAUUUCUAAAGCAAUUAUUAGUAUAUUUUUCUUAUAUGGUCCCCCUCAGAAAAUAGUGAUGGAUCAAGGAGAUGAAUUUAUUCAUCAGAUUAAUGGAGAACUCUUUGGACUUUUUGGUACAAAGCAAAUGGUCAGUUUCUACCCAUCUCAACCAGAUGAUGUAAAUGAAAGAACUGCAAACACAAUUAAAAUUUUUCUUUCAAAAUACUGCCUCGACCACCCAAAUGAUUGGGAUGACCAUCUACUAGCUAUUUCUUAUGCCUUCAAUUUGACUCAUUUAGAACCUUCAAAAAAUACACCAUACUUCCAAAUGUUUAAUCGAAAUCCAGAUGAACUUGGAGCUUCAGAUGUGUUUCAUAAAGGAGAAGGUAGUGAUAGCAUAUGCAUGUUUGCCAAAAUUUUACGUGCAGUUAAAGACGCUGAUAAAAUAAUGGUGGACAAGACAACAUCAUCAUGCCAAAUACAGUUGGAUAAUCCCAUUCAUGAUGAAACACAAAGUAAAAACAAAAUUAUCAUUAAAAGGAGACCAAAACAACAGAAUCCAUUUCACCUUAAAGUUGGACAUGAAGUUCUACGACAAAGGAAAAAUUGGUGGAAGAAUGGACGUUUUCAUUCAGAAUGGGUUGGUCCUUGUGUCAUAGAUUACAUUACAGAAAAGGGAUGUGCUGUCCUAAGAGACAACACAGGUACCAGACUUAAGAGACCCAUCAAAAUGUCACACCUUAAACCUUAUAUAAGAGAUUCUGGUGAACAAGAUAACCAUUAUCAUUUGCAUGAUUCAAUAGUGGCUGAUCAUGACUAUGUUGGUUUACCUGAAAUUCCAAUUGGAUCAUACCAGCCAGAAAUUCUUGUAGAAGAUGCAACUAUUUGUGCAGCAGAUGACAAAUUACUUGUACCAAGCAAGGAUCAUGGACUAUCAGAAAGCAAAAAUUCUAAAAUUUCUCAACUAUUUGAAGAUCCUGGCAUUCAACCUGUCAACUUAAAUCUUGAAAAACAGACUUUUAGUCUGUUGGAUUCUUCAAACCAAGGCCUUGAUUAUUUAAAUUAGAUUCAUAACUCUUUUAUAAUGCUUUUACUACAUUAGACAAAAAAAAAGGAUGUUAACAUUAACUCCUGAAAUAGUUUAAACUAUUUAUUUAAUAAAAUAUGUAUAUAUGUAAUGUGUGUGUGUGCACAUGUGUAUAUAUGUACACAUAUAAAACACAUAAUUAUACUAUAUGUAAAAAUGAUAAAUGUAUUUAAGAUAAAUAUUAUGAAAAAUGUAUUUUUCCCAAAAGAAGUAGAGGGUGUGUGUUUAAAACCCCUUCACUUUAAUAAAAGAAAAUUAAAUUCUAGCUUAA
Messenger RNA from Antechinus flavipes (yellow-footed antechinus), 2050 nucleotides. RefSeq names its product gypsy retrotransposon integrase 1 (gene GIN1). Gene Ontology annotation, biological process: DNA integration. The transcript is spliced from 8 exons. The record is from RefSeq and is a predicted model, not a curated record. Gene Ontology annotation, molecular function: nucleic acid binding. Bases 160 to 1758 code for a protein of 532 amino acids. NCBI's taxonomy places the organism in Eukaryota, Metazoa, Chordata, Mammalia, Dasyuromorphia, Dasyuridae.